AUGGCCAAACCGUAUAUAAGAGCGCGUUUCGCGCACCUCUUGAAAUCGUAUCUGGAAGUAUCUAAUAUCAUAGAUCACAGAUCCUGCGUAUCUACACAUCACUUUUCACAUCAAACACCAAAAAUGGCUUCCUCUUCGACCUCUGCUGUCUCCACCAACACAAACCUAGUCUCUGCUGCCGCCGUGGCCGCGUCUUCCGUCUCUGCUUCCGCCUCUUCUGGCGCUAGCUCUGCCAAGUCAUCUGCCUCUUCCGCUGCCAGCUCUGUCAAGUCCUCCGUUACCAGCGGCGCGUCUUCCGUCAGCUCCUCCGCUUCCAAGAGCGCCUCUUCUUCCAAGAGCUCUUCCAGCUCGUCUGCCUCUUCUUCCUCUUCUUCCGGCAGCAACGCCAUCACCGCUGUUGCCAACCCACUGUCGUGGAAGUACGGUGCCGUCAUCGGCGCUACCAUGUUGGGCUCUUUCAUUUUGGGCUCUGGUAUUUAA
Messenger RNA from Lachancea thermotolerans CBS 6340, 480 nucleotides. It is a transcript of the gene NCW1, whose product is annotated as Ncw1p. NCBI's taxonomy places the organism in Eukaryota, Fungi, Ascomycota, Saccharomycetes, Saccharomycetales, Saccharomycetaceae. The coding region runs from base 1 to 480 and encodes 159 amino acids. The transcript has a single exon. The record is from RefSeq and is a predicted model, not a curated record.